Molecule: messenger RNA, 2826 nt
Organism: Harpegnathos saltator (Jerdon's jumping ant)
Lineage: Eukaryota; Metazoa; Arthropoda; Insecta; Hymenoptera; Formicidae
Product: peptidylprolyl isomerase domain and WD repeat-containing protein 1
Exons: 8
Coding region: 143-1981 (612 amino acids)
Biological process (GO): protein peptidyl-prolyl isomerization
Molecular function (GO): peptidyl-prolyl cis-trans isomerase activity; protein binding
Source: RefSeq, a predicted model, not a curated record
UUUAUAAACAUGGCGGCGGGUAUGCGAAACAUGUGAGAGAGAUCAUAACCUCUCAUUGUGUUCGUGACGGCAUAUAUAAGGAUUGACACGAAGUAAUAUAGAGGUUAAAUUUAUUAUUAGUUGAAAAUAUAAAAUUAUAAUAAUGUCAAGUAGGAAGCGGGAACAUGAAGCGAGUGACACAGAAGAUGAUUGGAUUGGACCGUUACCAUCAGAAGCUGCACCACAGAAAAAACAACGAGUCCUAGAGUAUGAACAGGUGUACAUAGAUAAUCUUCCAUGCUGCGAAUGCUACGAAAAGUCUUAUAUGCACAGGGAUGUCAUUACUCAUAUUUUAGUCACAAAAUCAGGCUUUGUGAUAACUGCCAGUUGCGACGGACAUGUCAAAUUUUGGAAAAAACAAGAGGAACUGAUAGAAUUUGUGAAACAUUUCCGGGCACAUUUAAUGACAAUACAAUCAAUAUCUGCCAGUUGCAAUGGCGUUCAUAUGUGUUCAGUCAGUAUAGACAAAACUAUGAAAAUAUUUGAUGUCAUCAAUUUUGAUAUGAUAAAUAUGAUAAAAUUAGACUUUGUACCACUAUGUGCUGAGUGGAUAUAUUCAGCUGGUGAUGCAAUUGCUGCUGUGGCAGUUUCCUCACAAGAAUCAAAUAAAAUACACAUCUAUGAUGGUCAGGGUACCAAUAUACCUCUGCAUGUAAUUGAAAAAUUACACACUAAACCUGUCAUCAUCAUGAAAUACAAUCCCACCUAUGAAACAUGCAUCUCUGUUGACAAAGCAGGCAUAUUGGAAUAUUGGACAGGUCCAAAAACGGAGUACAAAUUUCCCAAAUGCAUAUCAUUUGAAUCCAAGCUGGACACCGACUUAUUCGAGUUUGCUAAAAAUAAAACUUAUCCGUGCGGCUUAGCAGUGUCGCCUGACGGUAAACGAUUUGCAUCGCUCAGCGGCGACAGAAAAGUCCGAGUUUUUAAUUUUCGAACGGGCAAAUUAUACAGAGUGUUUGACGAGACGCUCCAGAGGUUUACCGAGUUGCAGAAAACUGUAUUGCAACUUCCAAACAUGGAGUUUGGACGCAGGCUUGCGGUCGAGAGGGAAUUAGACAAGACCGAGGUCAACUUGGGAAAUAUCAUUUUCGACGAAUCUGGUUAUAUCAUCUUGUAUUCGACGAUGUUGGGUAUCAAAAUGGUGAAUCUAUAUACUAACCGUUGUAUUAAAAUUAUGGGGAAGCCAGAAAAUAUACGACCAAUGCAACUAGCAUUGUUCCAGGGAAAAGCCAGAAAGACCACGGCCGCGUUGACCGUCGAGAUGGAGGCUUCCGAAAAUCCCACGAUGGAAAUGAACCGGCCGGAUCCAACGUUGUUUUGCACGGCGCACAAGAAGAAUCGUUUCUACAUGUUCACGAGACGCGAACCAGAAGACACAAAGAGCCAAGAAUGUGACCGAGAUGUCUUCAACGAGAAACCGUCGAAGGAAGAUAUUAUAUCUUCCACUGAGACCACGAACAUGCAAAAAAUAUACGACACUGCGAUUAUUCACACGGCGCUUGGCGACAUCCACGUGAAUCUCUUCGGCAAGGACGUUCCUAAGACGGUUGAGAACUUUUGCGUGCACGCGAAGAACGGCUACUUUAAUGGUCACAUAUUCCAUCGAGUCAUUAAAGGUUUCAUGAUACAAACGGGCGAUCCCACUGGAACCGGUACCGGUGGCGAAAGUAUAUGGGGAGGCGAGUUCGAGGACGAAUUUAAGCCGAACUUGAGACACGACAGACCGUAUACUUUGAGUAUGGCCAACGCGGGCGCGAACACGAAUGGUAGCCAGUUUUUUAUUACAUUGACACCGACGCCAUGGCUGGACAAUAAGCAUACCGUUUUCGGCCGAGUUCAUAAGGGUAUGGAAGUCGUUCAAAAUAUCAGCCAAGUAAAGACGAAUCCGAAAACCGACAAGCCUUACGAUGAUAUACGUAUAGUUAGCGUGACUGUAAAGUAGCUUUAUAAAAUAAACAUUCCACCGUGGUGUUUGUACAAAAUACAUUGGUCUCGGUUAUCGCGAGACUCGCCAUCUGACGAUGUUCACGACGUUUUAUGUGUCUUCGAUCAUGUGGUAUCUCGCUCCUCGGAUGAAGUUGUACAUUCCUGUGCCGCAGACGAACAAAUUCACGCUGAACAGAUUGUAGUUCUUAGGCGUGAUCACCAGCGAGUACCUGAAAUCGCGCGAGUCUUACCAAGUUGUAAAAUUAGCGGUAGCAUGAGAUUUUCACUCGAAGCAAGAGCAGUAUUGCACCUGGACCAUAUUGCGCUUGAGACCAUCAAACUCGCAGUUUGACUGAGAGAAAUCGUAUCCGGAGGUCGUUUGAGAUCACCUAUGCCCGCAAGUACUAGACCCCAUUUGAACGUCGGCGCCCAGAAAAAUACAGUAGUCGGGCCUGUUGUGUUUAGACGGUCGAAAAUAAUCUUACCUUUUUUUUAUUAUUCAGGAACACACAAAUAUCUCGAUAAUAUCAAGAUCUUUGUCUGCACUUCUCUCGGAAGAUUCGCAUGUAUAAUUGUGACACCGAAAUCACGGUACCUUACCCGCAGGAUGCAGAAACGCGGCACGAAAUCGCUCUGGCAGGAACGUGGCGAUCUGCGACAUUAAUCUGCGAUAAGCGCUGCUAUUACCGGGCGACGUCAUCGUCUGGACGAUUCUGUGCACGAUUAUCGUGAAAAAGUAUACAUUGCGAGCGUGUAAAUGCGGUUAAAAACGUUUGGUCUGUAAAGUCUGUAACAAAGAUGUAUCGGAACGAAUGUUGAAAUGAAGUUUCACAGUCGCGCGUUGCGACCGAUUUUCUCUGA